UUACGGAAGAAGAAAUACACCAAUGGUAUAAAGGUUUUAUGAAAGACUGUCCAGACGGUAAACUUACGCUAGAGGGCUUUACUAAAAUAUAUAAACAGUUCUUUCCAUUUGGUGACCCUAGUAGAUUUGCAACAUUUGUGUUCAACGUCUUUGACAAAAACCAUGAUGGUUAUAUUGAAUUCCAUGAAUUUCUCCAAGCUUUGUCUGUGACUUCAAGGGGAAACGUAGAGGAAAAACUUCAAUGGGCAUUCCGGUUGUAUGAUUUAGACAGCGAUGGGUUUAUUACUAAAGAUGAACUCCGAGACAUUGUAGAAUCAAUUUACAAAAUGGUGGGAAAUGCAGUGAAACUUCCGGAAGAAGAAAACACACCAGAUAAAAGAGUGAACCGAAUAUUUGACGUAAUGGAUAAGAAUCAUGACGAUAAGUUAACAUUUGAUGAAUUCCUUGAAGGGUCAAAAAAAGACCCAACAAUUAUACAAGCUUUAACAAUUUAUGAUGGAUCACAUGUAACAACGUGAGAUAUCAAACAUAAUAUUUCUUUUGAACAAAAACAAAACAAAACUGCUACAAACGUGUCAGUGUUGUUUUCUUUGCAAUGAGGAGGGAUUAAAUUUGAAUUUUGACCUUUGCUUGGCACACUAAACAACUGGGUCCAUUUCGGCUUUCACGAAUGUAUGUAAACAGCUUUAAGGCAAUGAGAUGUUAAAGUUGAGCAUUUUGUUCUUCGUGUAUAUAUAAACUGUGAAAACAUUGCUCAGUGUUUUAUAUUGGAUACUAUUUAUCUAAUUGCACGUUUUUUCUCGAAAUUUCCUUGAAAUUAGCAUUUUUUUAAUGUUUUAAGACAAUAUUUACUGGAUCACUUUAAUUUAUUUCUUUCAAAGGUAUUAAAAUUCGUUUUCUAUUAACAAUAUAUUUUAGUUAUUUGAAUAACAACUGUAGCAUUUGCAUGACGGUUAAAAAAAUAAGAUAUAAUGACUAUUUAUUUUUAUGCUGUCAGGAAAGCCAAGUUAUUAUUUUCUGUUGUUUUUUUCCGUAUGACUUUUGUUAAACAUUACAUUAUUGUUAAACAAAUCUAUAUCACUUUUUGUAUUUUUAAAUUUUACACGCUACAAAAUAUAAAUAAUGUUUGCUUUUUUGAUUUGCAAUUAUACACUUUAACAUGAAAGUCAAGGAGGAAAAUAUUGUCAAAAUGUCUUAACAGAUUUCGGCAAAAUAAGUUUAUUCAUUGUGUAUAUUUAAGCCCAUUCCUCAUUUACUCUUUUACUUGUUAUUUGGUUUGUUAAUAAUUUGAAUUAUGUAUGUGUUAGGUGGACAAUGUGCUUAGAAAUGUUGAUGAUUAUACUUGUAAAGUAAUAUUUAAGUUAUAUCUUGCAAAUCAGAUGUACCACUUGUUUUGGUAAUUAUUUAUAUUUAUAAUUUUAGCAUGUCGUUAAUCAACAAAUCAACAUGUAGUUAUUUGAUUCGAAUUAACACAAUAAAGUUAUGUACAGGAAUUGAAAUAUAAAAUAUUCUUCAAAAUAUUCAAUAACUCUGUUUCAUAUUUUUAGAUAUGGCCUAGUUCAAUAAAUCAGUAGAUCUUCACAAUUAAUCAAAAUUAUGUUUUUAAUUCAAUAAAAGCUCUCAUUUCCAAUGCAGUCUAUAGUUCGACAAAAAUCGUUUGUUGAAACAUUUUUUAAAUGUAUCUUAAUCAUUGGAAAACCAAAAUUAGUUUUAAAAACUUCUAUUUUUGUGAUUUUCUGAAAACAAAAAUCUUCCAAACUCAAGUAUCAAAAUUAUGAUAAUAGGAAUAAUGCAUAUACUUUUCUAUCAUGAAAGCUAAUUCAUUUUUGAUGUACAUCGAAGUUUAUUUAAUAAAACAUGUACUCCUUUUUUAUUAGUUAUGUGGCAAUUAAAAUACUGUAAGGUCUUACAUUUUGUAAAUAAGCGUUGUUUCAGUUAAAUUAAUCCACACUAUGUGCUUGUGAAAAUCAAAAUAUGACAGCAAAUUACAAAAAGAAGUAUCUGUAAGUCAUUUAAUAUUAAAAGCAGUUUUGUUACUUACUUUUUUGUAAUUUUAUAUUCUUAUUAUAGCCUGCUUAAUUUGCAUUAUAAUAGCGAACCUUUUAGGGCCUUAAUUAUGCCCAGCAUUGCCUUAAAUUGCAUCAGCGUCUGAUCUAGUUUAUAUAAUCUAAUGUUACAAUACUUCACGAAUAACGACAAUUUCAAACUUAAAAAAAAAGAAUGUCGGCGAUCAAAACUUAUUGAUAAAAUAUCUAGCUGUAUAAAAUUGCUAUUUAGUUUAUUUUUUAUAUUCAGUGGCAUAAAAGUGACAUAUUGGAUUAUUGUUUAUACGUUAUGAAACAUCAAAUUUAUUAUUUCUCAAUUUAUUAAUCUUUCAUAGAUUUCAUACUUACAUAUCACACUAUUAGUAAAAGGUUCAACUCAGAUUUCUUUCUUAUGCACUGUAAGACAUUUCUUUACACAAAACAGUACUGUAAGCAAUUCGAACACACGAUUUACUUUUAUUGAAAAUAAAAUAUAAUAUACCUUU
Ruditapes philippinarum (Manila clam) is the source of this 2530-nucleotide messenger RNA. Its product is annotated as neuronal calcium sensor 1-like. The record is from RefSeq and is a predicted model, not a curated record. Gene Ontology annotation, molecular function: calcium sensitive guanylate cyclase activator activity; calcium ion binding. Lineage: Eukaryota; Metazoa; Mollusca; Bivalvia; Venerida; Veneridae.